GGUGAAGUUGAUCCUACUCAAGUUCACAAAUCACUGCAGCGAAUUCGUGAAAGAAAACUAGCACAAUUUAUUCCCUGGGGUCCAGCAAGUAUUCAAGUAGCUCUUUCUAGAAAAUCACCUUAUAUCCAAUCAGCCCAUAGAGUGUCUGGUCUUAUGCUUGCAAAUCACACUAAUAUCAGUUCGUUGUUUGAUCGAGCCUUGACCCAAUAUGACAAGCUGAGAAAAAGAGAGGCAUUCCUGGACCAAUUUCGUAAAGAAGAUAUGUUUAGGGAAAAUCUGGAUGAACUAGAUUCCAGUCGAGAAGUUGUUCAGGAUCUAGUGGAUGAAUAUAUUGCAGCCACUCAAGAAAAUUACUGUUCCUAAGACAGUAUUGGUGCGAUAAUAAGAAUGCUACAGUUGCCAUAAUUUAUAUCACAGAAAAAUUAGUUCUUAACUUAUUUUGUGUUCACCUUUUUAUUUUGAAUAUAAAGACAACUGGCCAAUUUUUA
Leptinotarsa decemlineata (Colorado potato beetle) is the source of this 488-nucleotide messenger RNA. Its product is annotated as tubulin gamma-1 chain. Gene Ontology annotation, molecular function: GTP binding. Gene Ontology annotation, biological process: microtubule nucleation; cytoplasmic microtubule organization. NCBI's taxonomy places the organism in Eukaryota, Metazoa, Arthropoda, Insecta, Coleoptera, Chrysomelidae. Gene Ontology annotation, cellular component: microtubule; gamma-tubulin complex. The record is from RefSeq and is a predicted model, not a curated record.